AUGUUGCAUUCGAAUUUCAAACCUAAUCGAAUUCCAUUAGCGUCAACGCUAUUGAGGAUGGGAAAUCUAUUUGCAUCGAUACCAAUUAGAUCGUUCUCUGGUACUAAAUUUGCAUUGGAGAACGUUAGAUAUCAAACUGUUAAGCAAUCGAGAAUUGUACCCAAGUUAGCCACUUUUUACUCGGCUAAUCCACAUCAUGAAAACUGCAUGAACAGACUAGAACAUCUAUUAAAUAAAUACAUCAAAUACCCUACUCAGUCGAGUCUCGUCAAUGGUAUGGACAAGCCGGCAUGGUUAUCCUUCGAAGACUACAGUCUUAUUGGAGGUGGUACAAGAUUGAGACCAAUUCAGUACAGACAGUUGAUCAGCAUUCUAAAUAGGUUGCACCAUAUCGACCAACAGCUGUCAAACGAUGAGAUAAGAACAGAACUAGGUCACUAUUUUAAGAAGUCAGGGAUGCUAGUGAAUGAGAGGAAAGUUCAUGUCUUGGAUGAAUUUGGAAGAGCAGUCGCAGUGGGCAAGAGAAAGUCAUCCGUAGCAAAGGUGUAUUUAGUGAGGGGAGACGGUCAAAUACUCGUAAAUAACAGGCAACUUAAUGACUAUUUCGUGGAAAUAAAAGAUAGAAGCUCUAUUCUAUUUCCUUUAGCUACAACUUCUUUGUCAGGUAGUUAUAACGUGUUUGCCACAACCUCAGGCGGAGGUCCAACAGGCCAAGCUGAGGCUAUAUCUCAUGCCAUUGCAAAGGCUUUGUUGAUUUUUAACCCAUUAUUAAAACCAAGGUUGCGUAAAGCAGGUUUGAUCACAAGAGAUUACAGACAUGUCGAAAGAAAGAAGCCAGGUAAGAAAAAGGCCAGAAAGAUGCCUACUUGGGUCAAGAGAUAA
Molecule: messenger RNA, 882 nt
Organism: Tetrapisispora phaffii CBS 4417
Lineage: Eukaryota; Fungi; Ascomycota; Saccharomycetes; Saccharomycetales; Saccharomycetaceae
Gene: MRPS9
Product: mitochondrial 37S ribosomal protein uS9m
Exons: 1
Coding region: 1-882 (293 amino acids)
Biological process (GO): translation
Cellular component (GO): mitochondrial small ribosomal subunit; ribosome
Molecular function (GO): RNA binding; structural constituent of ribosome
Source: RefSeq, a predicted model, not a curated record